Messenger RNA from Papilio xuthus (Asian swallowtail), 972 nucleotides. RefSeq lists its product as uncharacterized. NCBI's taxonomy places the organism in Eukaryota, Metazoa, Arthropoda, Insecta, Lepidoptera, Papilionidae. The record is from RefSeq and is a predicted model, not a curated record. The transcript has a single exon. The coding region runs from base 1 to 972 and encodes 323 amino acids.
AUGGCAAAGUGCGGAGGAUGUGGGAAGUUCUUACCCACUACGGGGACAGACAUAAUUGUCUGCAGUAAGUGCGAUUCCCAAUAUCAUCGAGAAUGUGCGCGCUUGACACGUACAAAUAAAGCACCACGCGAGUGGGUAUGCCCGGCGUGCUCGUCCAAAAAGUCACGCACCCCUCAAACCGUCACAGACGCGAGUUCAAGCUCGGCACAAUCUUCACCUGUUGAUACAGGUAUAUUACAAGCAAUCGAAUCUGCUGUUGCUCGACAGUUUGAGAAGUUCGACAAGAAAUUCGCGGAAUUGUCAAAAGACCUGGCUUUCCUUCGCGAAAUCGGAGAAAGAGUGGCAGCUCUAAGUAGUCUGUGUGACGGCCUCCAAACUCAAAUACACUCGAGCAAAGAUCAGUACCUUAAGUUAGAAGUCGAGAACAGGGUAUUGCGGUCAACAGUGCAGGACUUAUCGACUAGACUUACCUUUGUAGAACAGCAAUCACGACAAAAUAAUAUAGAAAUAACCGGCUUGCCGGAGAACAAGUCUGAGAAUCUUAUUACCACUGUCGUUCAAUUGAAAAGCAUCGUGUCAUCAAGUAUCAAAGAAAGCGAUAUAGUGUCAGUUGUACGAACCAGGAAGACAGACAAGAAUAGCAACCGACCUCGAGCAGUUGUCGUCAAGCUAAGCAGCAUUAAAGCCAGAGACGAUUUGUUGGCAUCAGUUACCAAAUUUAAUAGAGCUAACAAAGACGGUAAAUUAAGCUCUCAGCAUCUCGGUUACGGCGGUACGGUUAGUCCUGUCUUCGUGGCAGAGCAUUUAUCACCAGCGAACAAAAUUCUUCACGCUGAAACGCGGAAAUUUGCUCGGGAGAAGGGAUUUAAAUUCGUCUGGGUGCGUGACGGAAGAAUCCUCGUGCGUAAGCACGAAGGGGCUCCUGCAAAACAAAUUAGAAACUUGGAUUCGUUGAAAGUCCUUCAAGAAUAA